UGCGUCUCCUCCGGCUGUACCGAGGAAAGAAGCGGUGUUCACCGGGAGGUCCUGUCCGGUCUCAGAUAAACCCAGUGAUCACACUUUACUCUGUGUUUCUGCACAAAACCAGGACCUGCAGCUUCAGCGCAAAUUCUCUGCCGCAGCCGUUCUUUUAUUGAUUAAUUAAUUUAUUUUUUCUUUUUUAACCGAAAGCACAUUUCAUCUCUCUGCUGAGGAUGCGCGCGCGCGGGUCCAGCAGCACACCUCCUCUUCCUCCUCUCUCUCCUCCUCCUCGCCUUGUGUUAAUGUAGUGUAAAUGUGGUGUGAUGUAAGGAGUGUUCUCCAUGGCGUCUCAGCAACAGUCCCGGAUCCAGUCUUACCUGGAGAGGAAUAAAAUCGGACCCCUGUUCGAGGAAAUGAUGACCAAACUAAUCACUGAGACUCCAGACCAUCCGAUCCCGUUUCUAAUCGGACAUUUACAGACCAAACAGGAAAGUCCAGGCCGGCUUCACCGAACGCUGUCUGGAUCUGCAGCUCUGUGGGCCGAGAGCGACUGCUCAGAAAACAAAAGUCAUCGACGGGAUUUCAGGAGUUACGACAGAGCCUGGCAGAUCCACCCCAAAAAGCCCAAGAAGUCCAAGAGUGACUUAGCGGUGUCAAAUAUUUCUCCUCCUUCUCCUGAGUCGAAGUCACUGCCUCGUUCCAUAGAGUGUCCCUCAUGGGACUGGAGGACCAAACCCGAGAGCCGGGAUUUUGACGAGCUUAACCACAUCCUGCGGGAGAGCAAGAAGCUGGGCAAAGCGUUGGAGAGCCUGUCCCGAAGUAUUGCCUUAUCUGAUGAGCUUGAUCAGGACCCACGGCUGUAUAACUCGGUGUUACGGCCCCGUGUGGUGGGCGAGUGGUUGGGAAGAGACGAGGACGACGCCGACCCGCUGGCCGCUGAGAUGCUCCAGCCGCCCGUCCCCAGGGCAAAGAACGAGGGAUGGAGCAGCCGAGAAACCAGUCCUGCAGGGAGCCUGAAGAUGGAGGUAAAGACAAAAGGACUGAAGCAGCAGCAGCAGCACCGGAAGAAGCUCCUAGCGGCCAUGUUGUCUCAGGACUCAUUCGACUCCAUGGCCAGCUCGGCUCCGUCCGUCACUGAGGACGAGAUAGAGGACGAGGACGACGCCAUGGAGCUUCUGGAGGACCUGGAUGACCUGAGGAUGGAGGGGGUCACUGGUCUGGUUUCUUCUGGCAGUAAGUUCAGCCAAGGGCGCAGCUCCUACUGCCCCGAACCGCAGGCCAAAGUCACCCUCAACAUCUGCUCAAGGUGUGCCAGGCUGCAGGGGGAUAGUCUCGCUCCAGCCGGCGCAGAGGAGGAACCAGCACCUCAUGUUCCCGAGCAGGCCGUGCCUGAUGUGACAUGUCCAUUGCCUGGAGUGACAGAGCCCCCGACUGCCGCCGAGCUGGAACUCCAGAGCUCAUCUCAAGUGUCCGCACCGCGCUACCCCAUGUGGCCAACAUCGGACGUGAAGCCGGUGAGGGGUACGAGCCCACAGGCACAGAGACGUGCUCUACAGCUCGAGGAGCUUCUCUUUUCUAAAGAGCUGGAGAACAUGGGCAAGCACCUUGCUGAGGUGGAGAAGGACUUGGCCAAGCUGGCUGAACAAGGGAAACUCAGCAGGAGUCCCAUCAGCCCCCACAGCAGCCUGCUGCUUCCCGUGAACCCGCACAUUUCCAACUCGCUGCCCAUGCCAGGCUUCAGCUCCAAGCCCGGCUCGCCAAGCAAAACUCCCAUGCUGCCGCUCAUCACCAGCCGGACUCCCAGCAAUCCCUGCAGCCGAGCCCAGACCCCCAGCAGGCCCCUGACCCCCAACAGCCUCAUGAUGCGCUCUCUACCCACAGCUAGCCACGGAAACACAGAUCGCAUGUACAGGCGCUCAAGGAGCAGACCGGUUACCCCGACCGGGCAAAUAACACGACCUCUACUGACCCCACCAGGUCUCAGCAGCACGGACAGCUUCAGUCUGCGCAGCACACUGUCUGAGGAUGAGUUUUACCGGCAGCUGCAGGCCGUCAGACAGCCUUGGCUCAUCCCCAGUGACACGGAGAGUGACUGUAUGGAGCGUCCAGAGCAGGACAAGUGUAACCCUGGUGGAAUGCGAGAUGCCAGUAAACGAUCAGUGUUUUCAGGCUUAUAACGUAUCAACGGCAGACAGAGACCCAAUCAUAUUUAUGCAAUCCAAACGGGCAUUUUGAACCUUGUGAAUAAGCCAGAGAGACUUAUUUUUUAUAAUUCCUAUUUAGGAUUGUCUACUUUUUUUCCACAGAGGUUAAUAUUUCUUAGAACCUGGCACAUCUGUAUGCUAAAGUACAAAUACUUGAAAAUUAGAGAAUGUAGUAUGUUGAUGUUGAAGAAUGCUGUCUAUCUAUCUGCUGUGUUUGGUUUGUUUGCCUUUUUUUGUUUGUCUGUUUUUUUUAGCAUGCUUCCCAUUUCUGAAUUAUGGGAAAAUUCUUGACACAUGGCCUUGCAUUGAAGUUAUGUAUACGAUUUUAUGUGCCAGUGAUAAAAAAAAAAGAAGGUAUUUUUGAUAACGGUUUUCAGUAAGGGAAAUGGAGGCCGUGCUCGGUGGCGUUAGAUAGAUAUGUGAAUGUUAAAGCUUGGUAGAGAAGCACCCUUAAGCUGGGUUUACACUGUAUGAUUAUCAGAGUUUUUGUCGUUGAGAAAAAAAAAACGUACACGGUGAAAGAAUCCGGCGAAGUCGUUGCGGCACAUUUAGCGCCGCUGCAUCCGAAGACAGGUGGCGAAAUGUUUGAGUAGAAUCUUAGAAAGAUGCCUAGAAUCUUUUACGAAGAGCUCAAUGGAUAGCUACAAAUACGUCAGUAGCAGCGUCGGAUCGUAAACAAAACAUGCUAAUGGAAAAAAAAAACAUCUUUAUUACCUCAAGCUCACUUCGAAGACUGUUUUUCUGUUUUUCCGCUUAAGCCUGGAUCGCUCGGCUCGGCUCGGCUCGGCUCAGCUCGUCCACGUAUGCAGAACGUAGACGUUUUCCUUAAUUGCAGGUCUAUAGCUAGAGAAACUUCCUUUGAGAUAGAAGAUUCUUCUUGGCCAGCAUCUCGUGACAGAAUCGUACAGUGUAAAAGAGGCUUUUUCCUGUAUCACUGCCCUGGAUGACCAACCCAGCAAGCACUCUUUUACUUCCUACAAUGAAUGACAAACCUAACGUGUAGAAGAUUUGUUAUUUUGUACCAAUGAUGCACUAGGUAUAUAGCCUGCUACACCUUGUAUGAUGCAAAUUAAACUGAU
Messenger RNA from Hemibagrus wyckioides, 3268 nucleotides. RefSeq names its product linkage group 23 C8orf34 homolog (gene lg23h8orf34). The record is from RefSeq and is a predicted model, not a curated record. Bases 327 to 2162 code for a protein of 611 amino acids. The transcript is spliced from 15 exons. Lineage: Eukaryota; Metazoa; Chordata; Actinopteri; Siluriformes; Bagridae.